Molecule: messenger RNA, 1002 nt
Organism: Naumovozyma dairenensis CBS 421
Lineage: Eukaryota; Fungi; Ascomycota; Saccharomycetes; Saccharomycetales; Saccharomycetaceae
Gene: ARA2
Product: D-arabinose 1-dehydrogenase (NAD(P)(+)) ARA2
Exons: 1
Coding region: 1-1002 (333 amino acids)
Biological process (GO): dehydro-D-arabinono-1,4-lactone biosynthetic process
Cellular component (GO): cytosol
Molecular function (GO): D-arabinose 1-dehydrogenase [NAD(P)+] activity
Source: RefSeq, a predicted model, not a curated record
AUGGUAUUCCCACCACCACUAAUUGUCGGAGGAGGCACUUUCAGUGAACAAUACAAUUCUGAUCCAGAAUCUCUUCCAAUUAGUGAAAUACUCAGAUAUGCAUUCACUAAUGGAGUUAAUGCCAUUGAUACUUCACCAUAUUAUGGUGAUAGUGAGAUCUUAAUUGGUAAAGCGUUAAAAGAGUUAAGUGAUGAAUUUCCAAGAGAAUCAUAUUCGAUAUGUACUAAAGUGGGUAGAAUCAGUUUAGAUAGUUUUGAUUAUUCUAAAGAGCAUGUUGAAUUUAGUGUAAGGAGAUCAUGUGAACGGUUAAAUACUACAUACUUGGAUUUAGUUUAUUUACAUGAUGUUGAAUUUGUUCCAUUGGAAGAUACGUUGAUUGCCCUGAGAGAAUUGAGAAGAUUGAAAGAUAUUGGUCUUAUUAAAAGGUUUGGGUUAUCUGGAUACCCCGUGCAUUAUCUUUAUGAGGUGACAAGGAAAUGUGCUACAGAAUAUGUGGAUGAUAUUGGUCCGUUGGAUGCAAUUUUAUCUUAUUGUAAUUUGAAUUUACAAAAUGUUGUGCUGGAUAAUUAUUAUGAUAAAUUGAAGAAUGAAUGUAAGAUUGGGAUUAUUAGUAAUGCUUCCAUAUUAAGUAUGUCAUUAUUAAGGGAGCAAGAAACAGUGGCGUUCCAUCCAUGUUCUAAAGAAUUAAGGGAUUGUGCUGAUAAGGCUGCUGAUCAUUGUCAAAGUAAAGGUAUGAAGUUAUCAGAUUUAGCUACCAGAUACGCUGUUUCUAAAUGGAUAGGUAAAGGUCCUACUGUUAUCGGUGUAAGUUCAGUGGAAGAGAUGGCGACUGCAAUUAGAAACUAUAAGAAAAUUGAGGAAAGGUUACCAAAUAAUAAAUUAACUGACGAGGAAACUGAGAUGGUUAAAGAGAUUCAAGAAAGUAUUUUUGGAUCUCACUUCAAUGAAACGUGGAGUUCUGGUCUCAUUUCUGGAUCAGAUACACACAAACCAUCUGUCUGA